CGCCGCGGUAUCAUGGCGGAGGGGUGCGGUGUUCCGCUGCGGGCGGUGUUGCUGCUGUGGGCGCUGCGGGGUGCGGCCGGCGGCCUGCCCAACUUCGUGCUGCUGCUGGCGGAUGAUUUGGGCUUCGGAGACCUGGGGAGUUACGGCCACCCCUCCUCCGCCACUCCCCAUCUGGACCGGAUGGCGGCCCGAGGGCUUCGCUUCACCGAUUUCUACAGCAGCUCUGCGGUGUGCAGCCCUUCCCGGGCCGCCCUGCUGACCGGCCGCUUCCAGAUGCGCUCCGGGAUUUACCCUGGUGUGUUUUACCCUGGCUCCCGGGGAGGCCUUCCGCUGUCUGAGGUCACCAUUGCAGAGGUGCUGAAGACCAAAGGUUAUGCCACAGCCAUAAUUGGCAAAUGGCACCUCGGCCUGGGCGCUUGUGGCUCCUUCCUGCCCAUCCACCAGGGCUUUGACCACUUCCUGGGGGUGCCGUACUCCCACGACCAGGGCCCCUGUCAGAAUCUCACCUGCUUCCCACCCGACAUCAAGUGUUUUGGGACCUGUGACCAGGGCCUCGUGCCCGUCCCACUGUUCUGGAACCAAAGCAUCGUGCAGCAGCCGGUCUCAUUCCCUGAUCUGGUGCCUAUCUACAACAAAUUUGCACGGGACUUCAUUGCCGACUGCGCCCGGCGAGGUGUGCCCUUCCUGCUCUACUAUGCCUCCCAUCAUACCCACCAUCCCCAGUUUGCAAGCCAGGACUAUGCAGGACGGUCAGAGCGUGGGCCCUUUGGUGAUGCACUUUCGGAGUUUGAUGGCUCAGUGGGACAGCUGCUGCAGGCACUGCAGGAGAAUGGUCUGGAGAACACAACCUUUGUCUUUUUCACCUCUGACAACGGCCCUUCUACCAUGCGCAUGGCACGCGGAGGCAGCUCUGGCCUUCUGAAAUGUGGGAAGGGCACAACGUAUGAAGGUGGCAUGCGGGAACCAGCAGUGGCCUAUUGGCCAGGCCGUAUCACUCCAGGAGUGACUCAUGAGCUGGCAAGCACCUUGGACAUCCUGCCAACACUGACUGCCCUGGCUGGAGCAGCUCUUCCCAAUGUUUCCCUGGAUGGUUAUGACCUGAGUCCGCUGCUGUUUGAGUCAGGGAAGAGUCCCCGUCAGACCAUGUUCUUCUACCCACCAUCCCCUGAUCCACUGCUUGGCCCCUUUGCUGUCCGGCUUGGGAAGUACAAGGCCCACUACUUUACACAAGGUUCCUUUCACAGUGAUACAACCCCAGACCAGGCCUGCCAUGGGCUGACCCCGCUGACCCAUCAUGAGCCCCCACUGCUCUUUGACCUGGAGUCAGACCCUGCUGAGAACUACAAUUUGGUGCAGAGCACUGCAGGGCCAGAAGUUUGGCAAAUCCUGAAGGACAUCAAAUUGCAGAAGACACUUUUUGAGCAACGCAUGGAGUUUGGGGAAAGCCAGAUGAGGAAGGGCGGGGAUCCUGCCCUGGAACCCUGCUGCAAGCCAGACUGCACUCCCAAGCCCUCCUGCUGCUGUUGCUCAUAGCCUUUUGCUGCUCCACCCCCCUCUGCUGAUCCUAAACCCACCAGGACCCCCCCCCCGACUAACCAAUGUAGCCUCAGAGCUACCCCAGAGCUUCAGCUCAGUGAAGCUACUGACCAAGGGAGUGCUGGGCCAGUGAGCUGAGGGCUGAGGAGGCCACCAGCCCUGCUGGAUGUGCAGGUCAUUGUUGGACCUCCAAGCUGUUAUCUGUUAACAGAAACUCUGAGGGACCAGGGCACAAAAUCAUCAGCUGAGCCAGCACAGCUCCGUUCAAACUACAGUUAAGAUGAAGCACAGGGGGUGCCCUGGUGUAUAGAGAUCCCAACUCAGCGGUGUGCUGUGCAAUCCUUGUGGGAACAGUUGUGAGCUACAGCAUCACUGUCCAGGGGAUAAGAACACAGCGAAGAGCAGGAUGGGCUGGAUGGUCCUGACAGCUUCAGGGAUGAAGCUUUAUACAGCUAGUGCAGAGAGGACGUGCCAAUCAAUCACAGAACUGCUCAUGUUGGAAAAGACCUUAAAGAUCAUCAAGUCUAACCACAACCCAACCAUCCUACCCCAAC
Molecule: messenger RNA, 2090 nt
Organism: Phasianus colchicus (ring-necked pheasant)
Lineage: Eukaryota; Metazoa; Chordata; Aves; Galliformes; Phasianidae
Gene: ARSA
Product: arylsulfatase A
Molecular function (GO): arylsulfatase activity
Source: RefSeq, a predicted model, not a curated record